UUCAGCACCAUGGGGAAGCGCAAGGCAACGACUACGAGCCCGAGUCUCCUCGAGCCGUUCGAGGUCUUGGUCGCCGAUGGCGCUAGCGCCGACAAGCCCUCGCUCGCUCUCGUCCGGGACAUGGUCCUCGACCUCUUCCUCGACAGCAACAUCGAUGCCAUGCAAUACCUCGUCAUGCUUGUGCUCACCGACGCCGCACCUUCCAUCGUAGCCGCGGCGCCGGCCGAUAGCCUUCAGUUUGGUGUGCGCCUCGCCGACGGCGACGCAAUCCCCAAGGUCGACGCCACGCUGCUGUACACGCCGACGACCAAGCUCGACCAGGAAGCGGCGAAGAAGAUGCAAAAAAAGCUGGUCAAGAAGAAGAUCAAGAAGCUCAAGAAGGCCGAAGAAGAAAUGGGCCCAGCGUUCUACGUGGCGUCAGACGAUGAAAUCGCUGAGUACUUUCGGGCGCUACCGUUCGACACCAAGGUCGCGGACGACGGGACCGCGUUUGUCGCGACGGCGCCAGCGACCUCGCCGUCCUCAUCGCAGCGGAUGCUGGCGCUCGACUGCGAAAUGUGCAAGACAACGCGCGGUGUCGAGCUCACGCGCAUCUCGAUUGUUGACGAAGAGUACAAGGUGCUCUUGGACGCGUUUGUUUUGCCCGAAUGUCGGAUUGUCGAUUAUUGCACGCAGUAUUCGGGCAUCACAAAGGAAACGUUGGAAGGCUGCACCAACACCCUUGCCGAUAUUCAGGCCAAGGUCCUCGCCCUCGUGGACGCCGACACGAUUCUCGUCGGCCAUUCGAUCGAGAACGACCUCUUGGCGCUGCGCUUGCUCCACCGCCGCGUCUUGGACACGUCGCUCUUGUACCCGCACCCCAAGGGCCCGCCGUUCCGGUCGGCGCUGCGCUUCUUGACGGCCACGUACCUCAAACUCCAAAUUCAAAACGAUGCAUCGGGACACUGCAGUAUCGAGGACGCGACGUGCACGAUGAAGCUGGCGCAGCUCAAAAUCGAAAAAGGCCCGGGCUUUCCAGGCACACACGCCAAGCAGCACGCGUCGCGAAAGCUCGUGAGCGAGCUCGCGAAACGCAAAAAGUCGGCGUUGAUUGUCGACUCGGCGAGCGCGUGCCGGUCCCUCGCCGGAAGCACAGCCGGCGCCAUUCCGUGCCCGACGCUCGACAAGGUUGUCCAUAUCGUCAAGCAGCAGCUUACGACGGGCUGUGCGCCGCACUUUACAUGGGCCCGCGCUGCGCUGCCGACCGAAUUCGAUGCGGCCGCCGUAUCCGCUCUUGUCGCGUCCGUUCGCGCAGACAUGCCACCGGCGUCGAUGCUGCUCGUGCUCACGACGCCGCCCACGACCGAGCUCAAGGAGCUCCACUCCAUUCGCACGUCGCGCGGUGACCCGCGUUCGUCACUCCUCUGGGACAAGACGAUGCAGACCAAGCUCGAUGGCGUCGCGACGACUGCCCAACACGGCACUUUGCAGCUGUUUGCGACGCCACCGAAAAGCGCCGAGUAGAUCACUAAGAAUACUACAGCAUUACGAAAGGUCGUUGACCAUCCGACAAGUACGGAACCGGUGCCAAGUGGCCUAGGGGAGAUGAAAGAGGAUCGGCCCAUCCUACUAGCUACUUAUUUGAUAUCGUUUCU
Saprolegnia diclina VS20 is the source of this 1634-nucleotide messenger RNA. RefSeq lists its product as hypothetical. Gene Ontology annotation, cellular component: nucleus. The record is from RefSeq and is a predicted model, not a curated record. Gene Ontology annotation, molecular function: nucleic acid binding; exonuclease activity. The transcript has 5 exons. Bases 10 to 1503 code for a protein of 497 amino acids. Lineage: Eukaryota; Oomycota; Saprolegniomycetes; Saprolegniales; Saprolegniaceae.